AUGCAGGCAACGAGAAGAGGAGUCAGAUGGCGAGAGCAUUGGGCAGCACGAUUUAGCGGCGCUGCAGCAAGCGUUCUGAAGGGGUCAAACAAGUCGGUCCCACAAGCCUCACAGGCAUCAACCGCAGUGGCGUGCUGGUCCACGCCUUUCACAGGCACCGGUGUGAAGACUGGAGAGGUCUUUUCGGGUGUCCUGGCAGUUCCUACUCUGAAGUGUUUUAUGCUACGUUGGCUUCCAUGCUACGUCGGGCAACUAGGGGCAAUGCUUUUUGGUCGGCAGCGCCUCCAUGUGAUGUUUUCACAUCCAAAGAAGUACACUUCGUUUGGACCAUCCGAGGUCCGAACACUUUUGGAUGUGGCAUUCGAUGAUCAUGACACGCCUCCUUUUUUCGCGGACCGGGCCGGCUGGCUUGAUGCUUACGAGUGA
Messenger RNA from Durusdinium trenchii, 426 nucleotides. The record is from the annotation of a GenBank genome assembly. Lineage: Eukaryota; Dinophyceae; Suessiales; Symbiodiniaceae.